CUGGUGCCCUCGGCUGCUCCUGCCGCCCCCUGCUCUGUGCGCACUGCUGGCACCAGGCCCCGACACCUGCCGGCACCACAAUGGCCUCUCUGGGCUCACUGUGGACCGGGCUGGUCCUGCUGGGAGUGCUAGGGGUCCUGGGGGUCCUGCAGACUGCAGCCCAGGCCCAGACCUCCUUGCAGUCCGACUUCCAACAGGACAAGUUCUUGGGGCACUGGUUCAGCGCGGGCCUCGCCUCCAACUCGAGCUGGUUCCGGGAAAAGAAGGCGUCAAUGUCCAUGUGCUCGACCGUGGUGACCCCCCGCGAGGACGGUGGCCUCAACCUCACUUCUACCUUCCUCAGGAAGGACCAGUGUGAGACCCGGACCAUGCAGCUGUGGCCCGCGGAGACCCCCGGCUCCUACAGCUACCACAGUCCACGCUGGGGCCGCACCUCCCUGAUCUCUGUGGUGGAGAUCAACUACAAUGAGUAUGCACUGCUGGACACCAAGGGCAUUGACCAUGACUUCCGCAUGGCCACGCUCUACAGCCGCACCCAGACCCCGAGGGCUGAGCUGAAGGAGAAAUUCUCUGCCUUCUGCAAGGCCCAGGGCUUCACAGAGGACACCAUUGUCUUCCCACCCCAAACAGAUAAGUGCUUGAAGGGGAAGGAGUAGGUGAUCCAGCCCUCAAGACCCCUCUGCUCUGUACCUUCCUCCAAGACCCCAGCCUGAGCUCCCCAAAGUGCCUCUGCACCCCUGAUGUACCCCAGAUCUGAGAAAUAAACUGAAGCAAGUCAGA
Molecule: messenger RNA, 780 nt
Organism: Heterocephalus glaber (naked mole-rat)
Lineage: Eukaryota; Metazoa; Chordata; Mammalia; Rodentia; Bathyergidae
Gene: Ptgds
Product: prostaglandin D2 synthase
Molecular function (GO): small molecule binding
Source: RefSeq, a predicted model, not a curated record